Molecule: messenger RNA, 4453 nt
Organism: Centruroides sculpturatus (bark scorpion)
Lineage: Eukaryota; Metazoa; Arthropoda; Arachnida; Scorpiones; Buthidae
Exons: 13
Coding region: 134-4363 (1409 amino acids)
Molecular function (GO): protein binding
Source: RefSeq, a predicted model, not a curated record
UAUUAUUAUUUAAUAUUGUAUUCUAAUAAUCAGGAUCAUAAACAGCUUCUUUAUAUCAGUAUUUUAACUUUUUUAUUCAUAUCAAGAGUUAAUUCAAAAUUUUUAUCUGUUUAAUUAACUAGUACAGGAGGUGAUGUCUAAUAGAAAUUCGAUACAAAUAACACAGGAGAAUUACAAAAUACGACAGAACUAUUCAAACUCAUCUCCUCAGAACAUCUUAUGGAAAAUGAUGAGUGAAGGUUCAAUAUGCGAUUCUGUCUUAAAAACCACGGACGGAGGGGAAUUCCAGGUUCAUCGAGCAAUAUUAGUUACCUGCAGUCCUUACUUCGAAGCGUUAUAUACGAGUUCGAUUAACAAGAUUCCAAGAAGAGUAAUCAUGAUUCCAGGUAUAACAGCCAAGAUGCUGCAGCACAUAAUACAGUUCGCCUAUAUGCGACACAACGAUAUAUCGAUGAACAACGUGAGCCAAUUAACUUCGGUGGCAGAUAAAUUUAUGGUCUUCAAAAUGUUAAAAAAUUGCUGCGAUUUUCUACUUAAUUACAUCAAUAUAAGUAACUGCAUCGGCAUAUGGAAGUUGUUUAAGAUUCAUCACUGCAAAGAGAUGGAAUCGAAAGCUUUCAAAUUUAUAUUAACCAACUUUACAAAAGUCGCUAGAAAAGAACAGUAUCUAACACUAUCCGUGGAUGAAGUGAUAAAGUUCGUAAGUCACGAAGAACUGAACGUCAAAGGAGAAGAUUUCGUGUGGGAAAUGGUUUUGCGUUGGAUCGAACACGAUCAAAAUGGCCGUUCGAUGUAUAUUAGCAGGCUAAUACCACACGUACGCUUGGGUUUGAUGGAUCCGGAUUACUUUAUAGAAAACGUCAAACUGAACAAGUACGUUUGUAACGAUUCAAACUGCCGCUCUGUUAUCAGCGAAGCCAUCAAGUGCCUAUUUGAUUUGGAUGUGAACAUGCUGGAAAGAAACCGUAGGCCUAUUAUAUCAAUAUGUGAAUUACAGACACCAAGAUUACCACAUGAAAUCGUCUUCGUUAUUGGUGGUUGGAGUGGCGAAAGCGCUAUAAAUCUUAUAGAAACUUACGAUAUUAAAACGGAUAGUUGGAUGAUAGUUUUACCCACAGAAAAUCAAAUUGGUCCAAGAGCUUAUCAUAAAUGUGCAGUUGUGGGUUACAAAAUCUAUAUUUUAGGAGGAUUCGAUGGUACAGAGUAUUUUAAUACUUGCUAUUGCUUUGAUACUUUAAUGACAGACUGGAUGGAGAUUGCUCCAAUGUAUUCGGAAAGAUGUUACAUUAAUGUAGCCAUUACAGACAACAUUAUAUACGCCUUGGGUGGAUAUAAUGGAAUCACCAGACUAAAUUCGGCAGAGAAAUAUAACUGUGACACAAAUCAAUGGGAGAUGAUCGCUUCCAUGCAUUUCGAAAGGAGUGAUGCAUGUGCUGCAGAGUUAGAAGGAUGCGUUUAUGUAGUGGGUGGUUUUAAUGGUCGAGAUUUCAUGAGUUCGGCAGAAUUUUACAAUCCCGAAACGAAUCAGUGGACUACAAUAUCUUCCAUGAAUACCUUUCGUAGUGGGGUUUCUUGUACAAAUCAUAACGGAAUCCUCUACGUUUUUGGAGGUUUCAACGGAACUUCUAGACUUUCUAGUGGAGAAAAAUAUAAUCCUAGAACCAAAAAAUGGCUUUCUCUUUCGGAUAUGAACAUACCUAGAAGUAAUUUUGCUGUCGUUGUUUUAGAAGAUCUAAUAUUUGCUCUGGGUGGUUUUAACGGCGCUACAACGGUUUCUAGUGUGGAGUACUACGAUAUAGAAAAAGACGAGUGGAUUCAAGUUAAAGAAAUGCACAUUACAAAAUCUGCUUUAACAGCUUGCGUAGUAACAGAUCUACCCAACGUCAGAGAUUAUAUCUCAAGAAGAGAAAUGGCGUCCACUUUGAGUGAUGAGGAAUUGAGAGAGAAACUCGAAGAGUUAGGAGAGAAGGUAGGUCCUAUAACACACACGACAAGAAAAGUUUACGAAAUGAAAUUCGACAAAGCUAUGCAACAACGUAAAACGAAACGUCGUAGCUCGAAUAAGUUAGAAUUGAGCCGUUUCAGUUCGGACGAGAACGAAAUGGAUGGGAAAGGUUCGAAAACAUCCACAUCAUCUACGUCAUCACGACGUCACAUUCGUCCAAGACGAAGCAUUGUUUCUGGUCGAUCUCAAUCAACAAAUGAUCAAGUUGAUUCUAAUGCCUUUAAAAUACCCGAUAUUCCUACGUCAAGAACGUUAACUAAUAGUAAUCGGUCUCCUAGUCCUUCGACUUAUCUAUCUUCUGAUCUCACCAGGACUAGUGUUCGAAGCUCUCGAAGAUUGCGUCGACAGAAAUUAAAUAAUUUUGAUAUAGAUUCAUCGGAUUCGGAUAUCGAUUUGGAUCAUCAUAAUCGUUUUAAAAAGAAACAUGUACAAUCGGAACGUACUAAUUUGGAAAAUAAUAUAGAUUCAUCUUCACAUUACAAUUGGGAUAAUUCAUUUUAUAAAACUGAAAAAUUUGAUAAUAACGACAAAACCGAAGCACAGGUUUCGACUGAGUUUAUAGGUUGNCAGGAGGUGAUGUCUAAUAGAAAUUCGAUACAAAUAACACAGGAGAAUUACAAAAUACGACAGAACUAUUCAAACUCAUCUCCUCAGAACAUCUUAUGGAAAAUGAUGAGUGAAGGUUCAAUAUGCGAUUCUGUCUUAAAAACCACAGACGGGGGGGAAUUCCAGGUUCAUCGAGCAAUAUUAGUUACCUGCAGUCCUUACUUCGAAGCGUUAUAUACGAGUUCGAUUAACAAGAUUCCAAGAAGAGUAAUCAUGAUUCCAGGUAUAACAGCCAAGAUGCUGCAGCACAUAAUACAGUUCGCCUAUAUGCGACACAACGAUAUAUCGAUGAACAACGUGAGCCAAUUAACUUCGGUGGCAGAUAAAUUUAUGGUCUUCAAAAUGUUAAAAAAUUGCUGCGAUUUUCUACUUAAUUACAUCAAUAUAAGUAACUGCAUCGGCAUAUGGAAGUUGUUUAAGAUUCAUCACUGCAAAGAGAUGGAAUCGAAAGCUUUCAAAUUUAUAUUAACCAACUUUACAAAAGUCGCUAGAAAAGAACAGUAUCUAACACUAUCCGUGGAUGAAGUGAUAAAGUUCGUAAGUCACGAAGAACUGAACGUCAAAGGAGAAGAUUUCGUGUGGGAAAUGGUUUUGCGUUGGAUCGAACACGAUCAAAAUGGCCGUUCGAUGUAUAUUAGCAGGCUAAUACCACACGUACGCUUGGGUUUGAUGGAUCCGGAUUACUUUAUAGAAAACGUCAAACUGAACAAGUACGUUUGUAACGAUUCAAACUGCCGCUCUGUUAUCAGCGAAGCCAUCAAGUGCCUAUUUGAUUUGGAUGUGAACAUGCUGGAAAGAAACCGUAGGCCUAUUAUAUCAAUAUGUGAAUUACAGACACCAAGAUUACCACAUGAAAUCGUCUUCGUUAUUGGUGGUUGGAGUGGCGAAAGCGCUAUAAAUCUUAUAGAAACUUACGAUAUUAAAACGGAUAGUUGGAUGAUAGUUUUACCCACAGAAAAUCAAAUUGGUCCAAGAGCUUAUCAUAAAUGUGCAGUUGUGGGUUACAAAAUCUAUAUUUUAGGAGGAUUCGAUGGUACAGAGUAUUUUAAUACUUGCUAUUGCUUUGAUACUUUAAUGACAGACUGGAUGGAGAUUGCUCCAAUGUAUUCGGAAAGAUGUUACAUUAAUGUAGCCAUUACAGACAACAUUAUAUACGCCUUGGGUGGAUAUAAUGGAAUCACCAGACUAAAUUCGGCAGAGAAAUAUAACUGUGACACAAAUCAAUGGGAGAUGAUCGCUUCCAUGCAUUUCGAAAGGAGUGAUGCAUGUGCUGCAGAGUUAGAAGGAUGCGUUUAUGUAGUGGGUGGUUUUAAUGGUCGAGAUUUCAUGAGUUCGGCAGAAUUUUACAAUCCCGAAACGAAUCAGUGGACUACAAUAUCUUCCAUGAAUACCUUUCGUAGUGGGGUUUCUUGUACAAAUCAUAACGGAAUCCUCUACGUUUUUGGAGGUUUCAACGGAACUUCUAGACUUUCUAGUGGAGAAAAAUAUAAUCCUAGAACCAAAAAAUGGCUUUCUCUUUCGGAUAUGAACAUACCUAGAAGUAAUUUUGCUGUCGUUGUUUUAGAAGAUCUAAUAUUUGCUCUGGGUGGUUUUAACGGCGCUACAACGGUUUCUAGUGUGGAGUACUACGAUAUAGAAAAAGACGAGUGGAUUCAAGUUAAAGAAAUGCACAUUACAAAAUCUGCUUUAACAGCUUGCGUAGUAACAGAUCUACCCAACGUCAGAGAUUAUAUCUCAAGAAGAGAAGUCUGAUCUCUGAAAAUAACAAGUUCAAUAAAUUUCUUGGACACCAGACUUAAGAUUAUUAAUCAAAAUCUAUCCCUUUUACACUUCAUACAUUUA